Molecule: messenger RNA, 815 nt
Organism: Cynara cardunculus var. scolymus (artichoke)
Lineage: Eukaryota; Viridiplantae; Streptophyta; Magnoliopsida; Asterales; Asteraceae
Exons: 5
Coding region: 15-632 (205 amino acids)
Source: RefSeq, a predicted model, not a curated record
GCAAAAUUGUAGUAAUGGCUUCUAAUCCUGUAGGAAUGAAGCGGAUAGCCAUGGUGAGUACAUCUUUUGUAGGCAUUUCGGCUCUUCCUCUCUCGCAGCUGAAGCCAACAGCUAUUCAAGUUCCGUUUAAAGAAAGAGUUCUUUCUCUUAGAUUUUCAACAACUGGAAAUCCUGCGUAUUCCACAAAAGAAUUUCAUGGGUUGAUAUCGAAGAAAAUGACAUCUAUAAUCCCCAGAAGUAGCAAUUCCUCAAGCUCUGAUGGUGCCACUGAUGAGGCAUCCGAUAAAAAGAAGGUGCCAUUUGGGUAUAAUCGGAAAGAUGUUUUAUUUAUUGGACUAGGAGUUACAUUUUUUGGCAUUGGUCUAAAAAGCGGAUUAGAGUUCUUCGGAGUCGAUCCUUUACAGGCUGGGAAUGUUGUCCAGUUGGUAUUGGUGUUAGGUCUUACCGUUGGAUGGAUUUCAACAUACAUUUUUCGAGUUUCAAACAAGGAAAUGACAUAUGCCCAACAGUUACGCGACUACGAAAUGAAAGUUAUGGAGAAACGGCUAGAGGGUCUAAGUGAAGCGGAAUUAGAAGCGUUGCUUGAACAAGUCGAGGAAGAAAAACAACGUGUGGCAAGUAAGAGGGAGUAACUAAAACCUCAUGUAGCAUAUCGUUGUCGACACUACAAUAGUUAAUGUAAAUGAUCGGUGACUAAUGUACGAAUUUUCAGCAACAAUCAUUUACAUGUACAUGUACAUGGUAUAUAGUAUAUUGUGCGAGUAUCUUGAUACAGGAAAUGUUGUAUUUUAGCUUUUAAUAUUGGGUUUCUUAUA